AUGACAGAUGGGGGCUGUGAGAAGCUGGUCCGAGACGCACACAGGGUGGAGUCCAAGUUUGUCCCUGGGUGGCCGCCGGUCCUGGCCUCAAAAGCUGCCCCUGGGAGGUGGGUGAGGGGAGGGAGUGGCUUGGUUUGGGCGAAGGAGGGGAGGAGGUCAGGUCGGAAAUGCCCCGUUGGAGGUGCCUGCGAGGCCGCGGCUGGGAGCCAGGCUGGUGGUGGGGCCCGGGCUCCCGUGGGCUCCUGCAGCCUGGUCCUCCCAGCGCCCUCCUGGCCCUCAGCACAGAGGAGGAAGCUCCCCGCGGCCACCGCCACCAGCAGAGCAGGCCCCAGAGGAAGUGCGCAGGGCCCCUGCCGCCCCCGCAGGGCCCCGGCCACCCACCCGCCCAGGAAGCGGAACCUGCCUCUCCCAGCAGCAGAGGACCCUCGGGGAGGCCUGAUCUCCCGUGUACAGGAGGCGCCAGGAGCAAAGAAGAAAUACCUGCCCCCCAGUUCCCGGAAGGACCCCAAGUUUGAAGAACUGCAAAAGGUGCUGGUGGAGUGGAUCAACGCCGCCCUCCUCCCCGAGCACGUGGUGGUGCGCAGCCUGGAAGAGGACAUGUUCGACGGGCUCAUCCUGCACCACCUGCUCCAGAAGCUGGCGGGACUCAGGCUGCAGGUGGAGGAGAUCGCCCUGACCGCCGCGAGUCAGAGGCGCAAGCUGGAGGUCGUCCUGGGGGCCGUGAACCGGGCUCUGCAGGUGGAGGAGCCGCAGGCCAAGUGGAGCGUGGAGGCCAUCUUCAACAAGGACCUGGUGGCCACCUUGCACCUGCUCGUGGCCCUGGCCAAGCACUUCCAACCCAGCGUGCCCCUCCCAAGCAAUGUCCAGGUGGAGGUGGUCACCAUCGAGGUAACUGGCCCUGCCCCAGGUGUUCGGACACAGGGUGGAGCACCUUGAUGCUCUCGGCACCCUGAGCUGCGUGCUGCCUGCGGCGGGGUGGGCUGGGCUGGGUUCCAGGGUGUUGUGAGAAAUAUCACAUCUCACGGGACAGCAGGCAGGUGCCAGCUGCAGAGGCCGGGCUGGGCAGGAGGAGGGCCCUGGGCUGGCCAGUCUGGUCCAUCUUAGCAGAUGGUCCUGCCCAGAGGCUGAGGCCAGCAGCUGUCUGGAAGAUCCAGCUGAUGGCCACUCACAGCACAUGGGACAUUGGCGCCGUCACAUCUCGGAGGCAGGGUGCUGCCCUGGGUGACGCCUCUCAUGGGCCAGUCCUGGCCGUGCCCACGCCCCGCUCUCCUUGGGGAAGGUCUCCUCUCGUCACCCACUCCAGCUGGGCCAGGGUGCCUUCCAGGUGUCCGUGGCUUCUCUCCCCAGCAGGCUCUGAGCACCCCCAUGAUUCCUGCCCCCACCCCGGGGCCCCAGGGUGAGCAAGGCCUGCCUUUGUGGCCCCGGAACAGAUGACCCAGUUG
Molecule: messenger RNA, 1442 nt
Organism: Marmota flaviventris (yellow-bellied marmot)
Lineage: Eukaryota; Metazoa; Chordata; Mammalia; Rodentia; Sciuridae
Source: RefSeq, a predicted model, not a curated record